Neocloeon triangulifer is the source of this 3022-nucleotide messenger RNA. RefSeq names its product protein cycle. Gene Ontology annotation, molecular function: RNA polymerase II cis-regulatory region sequence-specific DNA binding; protein dimerization activity; DNA-binding transcription factor activity, RNA polymerase II-specific. NCBI's taxonomy places the organism in Eukaryota, Metazoa, Arthropoda, Insecta, Ephemeroptera, Baetidae. Gene Ontology annotation, biological process: regulation of transcription by RNA polymerase II. The transcript is spliced from 10 exons. Bases 16 to 2352 code for a protein of 778 amino acids. Gene Ontology annotation, cellular component: nucleus; aryl hydrocarbon receptor complex; transcription regulator complex. The record is from RefSeq and is a predicted model, not a curated record.
GGAGUCCCGCGAGAAAUGGGCGGAGCGGCGGCGCGCGAUUGGCGUUGCUCGGCGGCACCACCUCUAGCCGCCCCCUGCGGGGCCCCGGCGGAGGCCGCAGUCCGCGAGGACCGAUCGGACGCGAUGGUCGCGCGCAACUUCUGUGGCCAGGAACUGCCACCGUACGUGCGCCUUCUGCAGGAUGACCUGCUCGCCCUCGAGGACACGAUGAAGCAACCCCAGCAGCAGGUCUACUACGACCUCAACGUCAUGCAGGAAAGUUCUUGUUCAAACUCGAUGUACCUGGGGGCGGAAAUCGGAGCCACACACCAUUCUGUAGGUGGCGUCGCCGCGUCACAGCACCUGACCGCCGCCCCCAACCUGAUGCCCAUGGAACCGCAGCAGGCAGACACGGUAACGUCCAGUCAACGCCACCCGCACCACCACAACCACCACUCGGCCAUGACCCCGUCCAGAAAACGAAAAGCCUCCUUCACGGAUGCGAGCGAUGCGGACGAUGAUUUGCUGGGUGACGAGGCCGGGGGCAAAAUGCCGCGCAGUGCCGAGGACAGCUGCAAGAAACAAAACCACAGUGAAAUCGAGAAGAGACGGCGCGACAAAAUGAACACGUACAUCACAGAACUGUCCAAAAUGGUGCCCAUGUGUCACGCCAUGUCCAGAAAGCUAGACAAGCUGACCGUCCUGCGGAUGGCCGUGCAGCACCUUAAGACCAUCCGCGGCGCCGUCCACUCGUACACCGAGGGACACUACAAACCGGCUUUCCUCACCGACGAGGAACUCAAGCACCUCAUCCUCCAGGCCGCCGAAGGUUUUCUAUUUGUUGUGGGCUGCGACCGAGGACGAAUUUUGUACGUGUCAGAAUCAGUAUCGCAGGUGCUAAACUACUCUCAGGGUGACCUGCUGGGUCAGAGCUGGUUUGACAUUUUGCACCCAAAGGACGUGGCCAAGGUCAAGGAGCAACUGUCCAGCUCCGACCUCAGCCCGCGAGAGAGACUGAUUGAUGCCAAAACUAUGCUACCUGUGAAGACGGACAUGCCGCAGGGGGUGUCCAGACUGUGUCCAGGCGCCCGACGGUCCUUUUUCUGUCGGAUGAAGUGCAAGGCCAGCAGCCAAGUCAAGGAGGAAGUGGACACGACGUCCAACGGCAACUCUAAUCCGGCCUGCCACAGAAGAAAAAAGUCGCAGAAUUCAGAUCGGCGCUACAGCGUGAUCCAAUGCACGGGAUACCUGAAAUCGUGGGCGCCGGCCAAGAUGGGUCUUGAGGAGCCGGACAGCGAGGACGGCGAGUCAGCGAGCCACCUGUCGUGCCUGGUGGCCGUCGGCCGCAUCCAGCCGCCUCCGCCGUCCGUCGGCCACCACCCGAAUCCGUCGCAGGCGCCGCCCAACCUGCGCAGCAUCGAGUUUGUGUCGCGACACGCGCUCGAUGGCAAGUUCCUCUUCGUCGACCAAAGGGCCACCCUGGUGCUGGGCUUCCUGCCGCAGGAGCUGCUCGGCACCAGCAUGUACGAGUACUACUGUCCCGACGACGUGUCCCACCUCGCUGAGGCGCACAAGGCCGCCCUCCAGUCGACCGACCGCGUCACCACGCAAGGUUACAGGUUCCGUAGUAAGGAUGGAUCUUACGUUCGCAUGCAGAGUGAGUGGCGGGCCUUUAGCAAUCCGUGGACCAGAGACGUUGAGUACCUGGUGGCCAAGAACUGUCUGCUGCGGAUUACAAACGGUCAGCAACCAGAGCAGCAGCAACUUACGCCACUCGUUCCUGCUAAUCUGGACAACUUUUUCUGCGAUAACAUAGGAAAAAGAAAAAAAAUUUUUGUAGCGAACGGAAGUCCAGGCGGUCGGGAAAUCACACGCGUCAUAAGUUCGCACGUGGAAGCAAGUAAAAUUGGCCGGCAAAUUGCAGAGGAGGCGCUGGACACUCGACGCAGAACGGUGCCUUCAGAAUCGCCCUCCAUCAGCAACUCGCCGUCAUCGCCUGGAUUUGAACUUGGCCAAAGCUCACUACAGUUGAUUGGCAACGGUGGUGAAAGUUACCAACGGAACAAUGCCCUGACGCGGCAGAGCAGUCACUCGGUGACGCUGUGCAACGAGGAGAAGGACGAAGAGGAGCUUCUGCUCCGCGACAUGAUGGCGCCCUCAGCCACCGUUGUGGUUCCCCAAGCGUCACCACCCAACGGCCAGUCGCCCUCGGCCAACUCAACCACAACGGCCACCCCUCCGCAGCACCACAGCAAUGCGUCCAACGACGGAAACGACGAGGCGGCCAUGGCUGUCAUCAUGUCGCUGCUGGAGGCCGACGCCGGACUCGGCGGACCCGUCGACUUCUCCGGCCUUCCGUGGCCACUUCCAUGAGAGACGAUUACAAAAAGUGAACAGCUAAAUUAAUGAUCAAAAAUAUUUUGUGUUUAGAGACAGAUUGGCAUUGUGAUAAUUGCUUGAUUUUUUUCACUCGCAUGAUGAUGUUUAUUUUGGUAAAUUUAAAUACUUUACAACACAAUAUAAAUAUAAUAAAUUUAUAAAUAUGUCUGAUCUCAUAGGCAGUUCAAUAUGUAUGUAUGGAAAUCCAAAUUGUAAGUGCGUGGCUUCAAAGCCUCAACUGGAUAGCACAAAAAAGGCCACACAGAAUUAUAUUAAUUUGAAACUUGCUGUUAUUAUGUAAAUCUGUGCAAAUAAAAUCUGGUUGCCAGAAACUCUUAAACUUAGCAUUAGCAUAUUCAUUUAUUUAUGUUUGAGAGGAAAAGAAAUCUUUAAAUCAAUUCAUCUCCAUUUUCUCUGGUUUUCUCUGCAGUUGGAUUACUGGGAUUAGGCGGAGAACUCCUGCUGCGGGUUACUGAGACCACUGAGCAGACAGCAUAUUGUCGGAACCAUAGGUGAUCUUUAGUUAGUCCUUCUGGAAGAAAUGACCGUAAAUUAUUAGAUUUUUUGAAAUUUUUUUAAAUCAGGCAAUACAUAUGUGAAAAUGCUUUUCGAAGCGAGUACGAAGACUGAUUUUUUCGAUAAUUGUUGUAUUAUCGGCACGCAG